This is a messenger RNA of Temnothorax curvispinosus, 2682 nucleotides long. It is a transcript of the gene Hex70c, whose product is annotated as arylphorin subunit alpha-like. The record is from RefSeq and is a predicted model, not a curated record. Lineage: Eukaryota; Metazoa; Arthropoda; Insecta; Hymenoptera; Formicidae. The coding region runs from base 461 to 2551 and encodes 696 amino acids. The transcript is spliced from 6 exons.
GAUGCAGAAUAAUUAAUCGUUAAUCAAUCAACGAUGGAAUAAUUCCUAUAAAGAUAAUGAAGAAAAACGUACAUAAUGAUUUGUUAACGCACAGGACGUGUUAGUAAAAUUGCGAAAGAUGACGUACGCGGUACGAUGUAAAUUUUUCAUUAAUUUCUACUAACCCUGCUAGAACUUUUUACUCUUGAGCGUGAUUACCGCUACGAACACGAACGAGGAUACCGGGUGGAUGGGUAUUGCAGGGUAUUCGGUCGUAAGGUGCGACUUGCGAAUGAAGAUAACGAGCAAAAACGGUUGAAAUACAGGCAGGUCGUGACUUAAGGUCAGCCGAUUAGAGAUGAAAUCAUACACAGUUACCGGUAUAAAAGCUGGCGACGGCCCACCGGUCAGACAUCGUUCUCCUCUGCUGACUCGCGGAGGUAGUUGUUGAUCGAGUUUGAGACAUCGAAGGCUGAUCGUGAUGCUGAAGGAGCUGCUGUUGCUAGCGCUAACAGCGCUAUGCAUGUCGGAUGGAUUCCACCUCACUAGCAAGACGGCCGACAUGGAUUUCCUCCACAAGCAGAAGAAGAUCUACGAACUCAUGUUCUUCGUCAAGCAAAGCACUCUCACCGACAUGGAAUUCUUCGAUAUUGCCCGCACGUACGAUAUCGAAAGCAACAUUGACAUGUACAAGGACAAGCUAGUCGUCCAGGAGUUCUUGUACCUGUACAAACACGGUAUGAUGCUCAGCCGUAAUGCCAUAUAUUCGCCAUAUUACGAGCAACACCGUGAGGAGAUGAAGCUCCUCUUCAAGCUCUUCUAUUACGCCCAGGACUUUCAGACCUUCUACAAAACCGCCGCUUGGGCACGUCUUUACGUCAACGACGGAGUCUUCACGUCCGCCUUUACCAUCGCUGUCUUUUAUCGUCCCGACUGCAAGUACAUGAGAUUACCGGCUCCUUACGAGAUCUAUCCCAAUCUAUACUUCGACAGCGCUGUCGUCCAGCAGGCUCACGAGAUCAAGAUGACUCGUGGACUCUCUACCAACGUGGACACCGUCGACAGCUACAUGAUCUAUGCCAACAAUUCCGUCUAUGCCAACUAUAGGGGAAACUUCGUCAAGCCCUAUUUCGACGACGAGUCCAAAUUGGACUACUUCAUCGAAGACAUUGCCUUAAACAGCUUCUACUACUACUUCCGCCAAGUUAUGCCAUUCUGGCUCGACAUGAAGGAUUUCGACAUUCCAAAGGAUUUCCGUGGCCACUACUACCAUUUCUUCCACAAGCAACUGUUAGGUCGCUACUAUCUGGAACGCAUGUCCAACGAUCUGGGUGACAUCGAAGACUUUGAUUGGAACAAACCUUUCUACCCGGGCUACUAUUCGAGUUUGAUGUACCACAACGGAAUCGCCAUGCCUCAACGUUCUCGCCACAUGAAUGUGCCGUUCUAUAAAUACAAGUAUCUGAAGGAGAUCGAGGCCCUAGAAUUGCGCAUAAUGAAUGCUAUCGACCUUGGCUACGCAUACGACAAGAACGGCAAGCAGGUCAACAUUUACACUCCCGAAGGUUUGAACAUCCUCGCCAACCUGAUCGAAGGUAACGUGGAUUCGUGCAAUCGACAUUUCUACGGCAUGUACGACGCUCUCGCUCGAGACAUCCUCGGCUUCAACAUGGACUACAAGGACAAGAACAUGGUGAUUCCUAGCUCUCUCCAAUGCUACAGCACCAGUAUGAGAGAUCCCGCAUUCUACCGUCUAUACAAAAGGAUCAUGACGUACUUCUUCAGGUACAAGAAAUACAUGCCGUAUUAUACUCAGAACGAACUGAUUCUCCCCGGCGUCAAGUUCGACGCUGUCAACAUCGACAAACUGACGACCUACUUCGACACUUGUGACACGUUCAUCAAUAACGCUCUUUCCGUGGAGAGCUUCAAGGAGGGGAUGAAAUUACGCGUCAAGGCUCGCCGUCAUUGCCUCAACUACAAGCCAUUCGUUUAUCGUUUCAACAUCAACAGCGACAAAGAGACCAAGGCCGUGCUCAAGAUCUUCCUCGGACCUGCCAUGGGUGAUGUUCACAAUGAGAAGGACAUAUCUUACCUCCAAGAAUACUACAAAUACUUCGUCGAAAUGGACAAGUUUGUUGUAACGCUGAGACAAGGCGCAAAUACUAUCGAACGCCGUAGCUCCGAUUCCGUCUACACCAUGCCCGACAUGAUGUCCAGCGACGUAUUCUACAAGAAAUUGGAGAAAGCUGUAGGAGGCAGCGAACCGUUUACCUACUACGAGAAACUUUUCGCCUUCCCCGAACGCCUGACUCUGCCUAAGGGUAAACCCGAGGGUAUGCGAUUCAAGAUGUUCUUCUAUCUGAGCCCGAUCGACGAGACCAAGAUCACGACCGUGGACGUGCCGGUCUUUGGCAAAGUUAUGCUGGAUGGAAAAUCAUUCGGCUUCCCGCUCGACAGACCGAUGCAUCCGUGGAAGUUCUUCACGCCAAACAUGUUCUUCAAGGAUGUACACAUCUAUCACACGAUGGAAAACGAUGCACGUUACAACGAUAAAUCGAUGCACUUCUAGAUUGCCGACCUGUUCUAGCUUACACGAGCUCUAAAGAAGACUUUAACACGAGUUAAUUCCCUGAAUCUUGUAUCACACGAGUGUGAUACAACGUCAAAAGCUUUUCUUCAAUAAAGAAUGCUGAAAAAUUA